Bursaphelenchus xylophilus (pine wood nematode) is the source of this 1720-nucleotide messenger RNA. Lineage: Eukaryota; Metazoa; Nematoda; Chromadorea; Rhabditida; Aphelenchoididae. The record is from the annotation of a GenBank genome assembly.
AUGAUGAUUUUGAAUAUAAAUUUGGAAGGGAAUGGUAAUAUGGGAGAUUUCCCAGAAAACAGAAACGUUGAAGUCUAAAAAAGUUAGUUUCUUACCGAAAAAAGUCCAAGCUUCGUUAUGAACUGAUCAAGGAAUACCGAGAGAAACUGACCAUUUUAGAUGCGGAAAAUGUUUUAUGUAAUUUGGGACAAAAUGAGCCAAAUCUCAAGACCAAGAGGAGAAAAGGCCUAUGCAACACUGUUAAAUCGAGAAGAGGACCUUCAAUUUUUCUCUUUGAAGAUAGCUUGAGCUGUUUUGCGUUCGUUCCUUAGCUGACAUUGGAUGGCUCACUCUUUUUUAGACUGUUACGUCAAUACGAGCUUGAUGGCGACCUUGUUUUUCUUUGAUACAACACGACCCUUUCUUCCAACCGUCGUCAGCGCAAGUCCUUCGAGUUGCAGACAACAUGAUCAGAGUCUUUGAAUAUGACAGCCAUUUGAUCAAAAUUGUGUCCGAGCAAACGGUUCAUUCAAAUGAACUGUUAACUUGUAGUCAUGUACUAUUUUUGAUAAACAUCAUAAAUUUUUGAUGUGCGCCUCCGCGACUACGAUAUUGUUUUUAUGUGUCGCGACACAUCAAAACAACAUCGAGAAAAGUUUAACGUGAACUAAGUUGCACUCUAUUUGCCACCCAACGAGCUCCAGCUCUCUCAACCGGCCACAGGACUCCGUGUCAAAGGUUAACCUACAAAAAUUCAAUUGUGAAGCGUAGUUUUUUCUGGUGGAGAAAUUUGAAUGUAAUUUGAAGCUACUGAGAAAGCAAAAAUCACUCCAGAGGCUUUGCGAACGGUUAAGUACUUUUUUAUAAUAACGAUUUUUCCUCAAUUCCAGACAUCCGUUUUAUGAUUUGAAAAAAACUUCCUCAACUUCUGAUAACUUCCAGACCGCACAUCAAGUGAGUAGCUCUCUAAAAAUCCCUUGGGAGACUAUUUUUUCUUUUAUUCUUUAUUACUGUAAGUUUUUUGUUGCAUUAGUUAAAGGACCCCACCAACUACAUUUGAAUCGAGUUUUUACGGCUUGGAGGUGCGCCUCGCCAAAAGUUGCGAAAAUCCCGCGAAAAAAAUAAAUACAAAAAAUAAUCGAGAAUUUUUCUCGAAAAUACAAAAUUGAAGAAAGUUUGAGCUAGUUCAUGUUCCAAAGUUGCUGAAAACGCUUCUUGUUCACGUGGAUCCUGCCGACACUCAUUCGGAUGCUCUUGGGGAAAGUCUCAUGUAAGUUCUUCUUGGGUUUUGCAUGGUUUUUCACGUUUAGGUAGGAGUGAAGUAUCUUGCACAAUAUUUCGGCUUUUCUUUUGAAAAACGGCUCGAACGAAAUGUUGAGGAGCAAGUUUUGGACUCAAGGCUUGUGUGUAUUCCAUUUUCUUGCCUUGUUAUUGCUGUGUUUGCCCAUUUAGAGAUAUUUUAUAUUAUUUUAGUCAAGUCUUUCAAUUUCAGAGUUGUUCAAUCGCCGAGAACGCGAUGCAUGAAGAAGAAUUCUCUUCAUUCAAAUUCCUUGGCAACAAGAUUCGAGUCAGGGACGUUAUCUAUGGGAUAUUCAUGUAAGAUAAUGUGUUAUUUACUUUUUUGCUAAAAUUUUCGGUACGUAAUUUCUCAGCCCCUAUGCAUUUAGUUUCAGACUGGGACUUGUCUUCGCGAAUCAAUGGCUCUGCGAGGGAAACGACGGGUUGUACACCAGCAUAUUGA